Messenger RNA from Solanum dulcamara, 862 nucleotides. RefSeq lists its product as uncharacterized. The record is from RefSeq and is a predicted model, not a curated record. The transcript has 3 exons. NCBI's taxonomy places the organism in Eukaryota, Viridiplantae, Streptophyta, Magnoliopsida, Solanales, Solanaceae. The coding region runs from base 11 to 541 and encodes 176 amino acids.
AAUAUACUGGAUGUGCUCAAAAUAUCAAAAUUCACACUACAGGAAAACACAGGCGAGAUCACUAGGAGAAACAGAGAGAGAGAGAGAGAGAGCGAUGGAAAUGGUGGAAAGUAGAUUCAGAAUGAUGAAAAAAUCACAGAAGAUGACCUUAGAGAAGUACCUCGAUUACAUUGACAGUAACAAGCAAUUCGAUCUCACAAUCGCUAAUCUCAAUGAGAUCAUCAGCAUUCACGGAUUCAAGAAAACCAAGGGUCAAAAGAAGGUUCUGGCUGAGGCCGUGAACACCAUAGAGUUAAUGGACCUGCGACGCUCCACAUUGCAAGAGGAGAUAUCAUCAGAAGCGUUCGUUUCUCUCGAUGAAGCAAUCAAAGACCUCACUCAUCUCAAUUGGCAAGAGUGUUGUGUCACCUCUCUGCAAACCAUUUGUUUCUCUAAUGGAGUCAGAGACUCAAAUCACUGCCAGGCGAAGACUAAUGCUUCAGCUUCUUCAAUGCCGAAUAUGCCACCACCAACGAAGAAACCAAAGGUUCGAUCAGUUUAAGUCUUGUUACUUGGAAUGAAAACAAAAUUAAGAAAAAAGUGUCUGUCUUCGUGGCGUAGGAUUACCAGUAUUGAAAAUGAAAUAAGUCCAAAUAGAACAAAAAGGCAAUAACUGAUCUUCACUAGCUUAUUUGAUACAUAGUUUUAUUGAUAAUCGAUCAUGGUUGAUCAGAAUUGAGGUACAAACUACAAUCUAUGCCCAAAAAUUAUUGAUCUCGAGCCUGAAGUGAAUCUUUUCCUUGGUUAUUUCAUAGUAAUGUUUAGAUUUUGUAUAUAUGAUAACUCGAUAUACACAAGUAUUCUCUCGAUUGAAAGUAAAGAA